UUUUGUGGAGCUACAAUAGCGAGGAACCAAAGCAUUGCAGUUGUGCUUCAUAUUGACUAUAAGUAUUAUGAAGGAAUGAUUUAAAAGCAUGAUAUGUCCACUAAGAAUAGUUAAAUCUAAAUGUAUUACCCAGUUCAGUCGUUCAACUUUUUUUUCAGGGCUAGUGAGGAAAGGAGCAACCAUGGCACCUGGAAAAAAGAACAGAGUGUUUGUUAUCGGUGUGGGCAUGACGAAGUUUGACAAGCCUGGAGCAAGAGGGGACUAUGACUACCCUGACAUGGCCAAAGAAGCAGGUGAAAAAGCUCUUAAAGAUGCAAAGAUCCCGUAUUCGGCCAUUGAACAGGCCUGUGUAGGAUAUGUUUACGGGGACUCCACGUGUGGCCAGAGAGCGAUUUACCACAGCCUGGGUCUGACGGGAAUCCCCAUCAUCAACGUGAACAACAACUGCUCUACCGGCUCCACCGCUCUCUUCAUGGCUCGUCAGCUGAUCCAGGGAGGUCUUGCCGACUGCGUGCUUGCUCUUGGUUUUGAGAAGAUGGAGAAAGGCUCCUUGACUUCAAAGUACAUGGAUCGGACCAAUCCAAUGGACAAGCACAUGGAGGUGAUGAUCAACCGCUACGGGAUGGCAGCGGCUCCAGGAGCACCGCAGAUGUUUGGCAACGCCGGCAGGGAGCACAUGGAGAAAUACGGUACAAAACCAGAACACUUUGCCAAGAUUGCCUGGAAAAACCACAAGCAUUCCACUAAUAACCCGUAUUCCCAGUUCCAGGAUGAAUACAGCUUGGAGCAGGUGAUGAACUCCAGGAAGGUGUUUGACUUUCUCACUCUGCUGCAGUGCUGCCCAACUUCAGACGGUGCUGGAGCUGCGGUUUUGGCCAGCGAGGCCUUCGUUAGGAAGCACCACCUUGAAAACCAGGCGGUGGAGAUCGUUGCUCAGGAGAUGGUGACGGACUUUCCCUCCACGUUCAGCGAAAACAGCUGCAUUAAGAUGGUGGGGUACGACAUGUCUCGGCUGGCGGCUAAGAAGUGCUUCGAGGCCGCGGGCCUGAAGCCGGGCGACGUCGACGUGGUCGAGCUGCACGACUGCUUCUCCGCCAACGAGCUCAUCACAUAUGAGGCUCUGGGCUUAUGUGAAGAAGGUAAAGCAGGAGAACUGGUUGACAGAGGGGACAACACAUACGGAGGGAAGUUUGUGAUCAACCCCAGCGGUGGUCUCAUCUCUAAAGGACAUCCUCUCGGUGCAACAGGGUUGGCUCAGUGUGCCGAGCUCUGCUGGCAGCUGCGGGGACAGGCUGGCAGGAGGCAGGUCCCUGGAGCCAACGUGGCCCUGCAGCACAACAUCGGCCUGGGGGGAGCCGUGGUCAUCACAAUCUACAAGAUGGGGUUCCCCCAGGAGUCCAGGUAUGUCAUCGGUUCAGCAGCCAGCAGCUCCGGCGGUGGGGAUCUGAAAGGGUUUAAAGCUUAUCCCGUCUUCAAGGAGAUUGAGAACCAUCUGCUGCAGCUGGACAAAAGCAACACAUUUUGCAGCCGUUUUUUCCACAUCAUCCAACUGCAGACAUGAUUCUCCACAAGUUCAGAUUCAAAGCAAAGCACCAGUCUGGCUUCUCAGUUUAAAAAAAAAACAUUAAAGUGACGCAAGACUGAACAAAACUAGCCAUAAAUCAUCUUUAUCUUUUAAUAAGACGAAUAGAAACAUUGUAAAUUUUCCAUAUUGUUUUCCUUAUGUGUCAAUAUUACGACUUUGUUACAAAGACUAGAAAACGGCAGCAUGAAGAUGAGAAUAUGAAAAUGACUAAAUCAACAGGCGACGCAGAACGCAGAUACAAGCUGAGCAGCAACAUGUCAUGCAGUUCAGAGACGAACCACCAGAACGUUAGCCUGGCAUCACACACUGUGUGUGAUUUAUUACAGAAAGCAGGACUUUUAAACAUGAUUUAAUAUAAAUACUUCAAUGGGAGAGGGAACAUUGGUUAAUAAGUACGAAAGCAAAGUAUGACUCAUACAGCAAGCGUUUCAAAUGAACGCGGCUAAAAGUAGCAGCAGGGCAGAGAUUAGGAUGAAAACCGUCUGAGCAAAUUACUUCUAACCUAAUUUCUCACCGUUUGACGAAGGCAGAGAUAUAAAGUUGAUCAUCUUUUAUUAGUUUAUCAGACAAACCCUGGCAUCCGUUAGACCUGAACGCUUCUUAUGGAGAUGGAGUCUCUGUCAGGCCGACUUGGUGCUAAGUUACGUCUGUUUGACGUCAGGACAUAAAAAACUCGGAAGGUUUCUGCAUGGAUGUGGGUGGAUGGUCAGCCAUACGUUCACCAGGGUUACCAUAGCGAACUAGAACUAAUGAAAUGACAAAAACGGAAAUCGAGAAAACAUUUCUGGCAACUGAAAUAAAUAAAAACGCAAAUUAAUGGAGGAAACUGUUAACUAACCGGAUCUAUCUUGUGCGGUAGUAAAACUAAAAGAUACUGAAAUUAGAGUUAUAAUAAUACCUUUCCUGUUUAUGAAUCUAUUUAUUAGACUUUCGAACUGAUGUGAAAUUGAUUUUCUUUUCUCCACACAAGCAGUUUAUCAUGUGUCUGCAAAUUACGUCACUCCUUACUCCUGGCGGCUACGCUACGCAAAAUCGUGACAAUAAAAAUUUGGAGAAAGCUCCAGAUCCAGUUGGCUGUUC
This is a messenger RNA of Poecilia reticulata (guppy), 2665 nucleotides long. RefSeq names its product sterol carrier protein 2a (gene scp2a). The record is from RefSeq and is a predicted model, not a curated record. Lineage: Eukaryota; Metazoa; Chordata; Actinopteri; Cyprinodontiformes; Poeciliidae. Gene Ontology annotation, molecular function: acyltransferase activity, transferring groups other than amino-acyl groups.